UUCUAUGCUUACUUGGCUUUCAAAGUUAUUGUCGAGCUUCAAGGUACUGUUCAUGGAAUCUGCAAUGUCCGACAAUGGGUCAAUAGUAGCCGUGUCAGCAUGUCGACUUUUGCCGAGGGGGCUACUAUCGUCCAUUCCGGUGGUAGCAUCUUGUAUAUCCCACUGAACGCUGUCAUAUUCGUCGGUUUCUUCCAUGAUGUACUGGAGUGAGCGCACUUCGAAGGCCAAGUCGAAUGACUUAAAACGGUCAGCCAAGCAAGCGGGGAAUGAUCACGUGUGACUGUCUUCCAAGCUCAAUGGCUUCACAGCUCGAGAAUCGCGACGCUGUUCUUGAAGUUGAAGAGAGGAAAUGCCCACUACAUAUAUACCAACUGUGGUCAAAGAUGACGCUCACAGAGAAGGAGUUUGGGGUGUAGCCUGGUCAUCUGUGACCGAUACGGUUAUAACUGGAUCGUUGGACUGCACUGUAAAAUGCUGGGAUGGAGCAUCCGGAGACGAAAAAUUCAAACUGGAAGGACAUAGUACAGGAAUCAUUUCUGUGGAUACCAAUAGGAGUGGAUCAUUGGCUAUAUCAACAUCAAUCGAUUCAAACAUUCGUGUAUGGGAUUUGGAAAAUGAAGGAAAGCUAUUACAUAGCAUUUCAGCGCCACCAGGAGAGGCAUGGACAUCCAAGUGCAGCCCUGAUGGAUCACAUUUCGCUUCUGGCUCAUACAGCGGCCAUCUGAACAUUUACAAUAUUGAGAGUGGUCAACAAGUGUCAUCGCUAGCAACAAAGAAGCAAUUCAUCAUGUCAACUGCAUAUAGUGCGGAUGGCAAAUACUUGGCCUGUGGAGCCGAAACUGGCAUCAUAUAUGUCUUCGAUGUUGAAACUAGUCAGUUGGUACACACAUUAUCAGGACAUGCAAUGGCCGUUCGAACGUUAUCGUUUGCUGCUGAUUCUCGAACGUUAAUAAGUGGAUCAGAUGAUAAACGGAUUCAUGUGUAUGAUGUUGAACAUGGACAAGUGGCAGCGGCACUCACUGGUCACAACGACUGGGUUUUGUCGGUGGCAUCAAAUCCCAAUAUCUCCAAACAGCAAAUGGCAAGCGCAGGUUCAGACAAACAAGUCAAGAUAUGGGAUCUUGGAAUGCGACAAGUUCUGGAAACUCACGAAGUCCAUGUAGACCAAGUCUGGGGUGUUUGCUGGAAUUCAGAAGGUACAAAACUUGUAUCUGCUUCUGACGACAAAUCUAUCAAGUGGUUUGCUGCUAGCGGCUCAGGAUAGACAAUGUGUAUCGAUGCACCAUUCUGUAAAGAUGAUCAUGAUAGAAAGUUCAGUAGUUAGAAUUCAAUGUUUAGCUGCAAGUGAUUGACGGCCAAGGAAAGGAAGUACGCGAUGGUAUAAAAGUGCUACUGCCAGCGACUUUCAAUUUCUACCUCCCUUAAUUACAGAAACCAAUUUCAGUUUGUCGGCCCAAUUAAACACGCAAAAAAUUAUUUUUUUGGCACCCAAA
Molecule: messenger RNA, 1493 nt
Organism: Umbelopsis ramanniana AG
Lineage: Eukaryota; Fungi; Mucoromycota; Umbelopsidomycetes; Umbelopsidales; Umbelopsidaceae
Exons: 7
Coding region: 350-1264 (304 amino acids)
Molecular function (GO): protein binding
Source: RefSeq, a predicted model, not a curated record